Fomitopsis serialis is the source of this 1199-nucleotide messenger RNA. RefSeq names its product SURF4-domain-containing protein. Lineage: Eukaryota; Fungi; Basidiomycota; Agaricomycetes; Polyporales; Fomitopsidaceae. The transcript is spliced from 7 exons. The record is from RefSeq and is a predicted model, not a curated record. Gene Ontology annotation, cellular component: endoplasmic reticulum; membrane; endoplasmic reticulum-Golgi intermediate compartment. Gene Ontology annotation, biological process: Golgi organization. The coding region runs from base 34 to 972 and encodes 312 amino acids.
AGCUCGCCUUCUCCAACUUGCACCCAUCACGCCAUGUCUGCUCGCAUUUCUCUCGCCCGCCCGGCGCAGGCCACCGCUAGCUACACCCCCGACCCCCACGGCUUUGGCAACUCACGAUCUUCUAAUGGCUACAGAGCCGCGAAUCCUGACGACCCGAUCGAGAAGCUACGCGCGUUCGCCCAGACGGUAGAGGAGAACAUCGACAUCUAUGCGCAGCCUUUGAGGCCCCAUCUGCCAGCAAUAGGCCGAUUUCUGAUUGUCAUUACUUUCCUGGAGGAUUCCCUGCGAAUCAUAACACAAUGGAGCGACCAGCUGUGGUACUUGCAGAAGCAUCGCCAUUUCAUCUGGGGCUUCUCACAUAUCUUCCUGUUGAUUAAUGUGCUCACCAUGCUUAUCGGGUCUGGUGCUGUCAUCGUCAAGAAGCACUCAGAGUAUGCCGUCGGUGGUCUCCUUGGGGUCGUGGUUAUGCAAGCGUUCGGAUACGGGCUCAUCUUCGACCUCAACUUCUUCCUCCGCAACCUGAGCGUGAUCGGUGGUCUGCUCAUGGUGUUUACGGACUCCAUGUACACGCGCAAGAAGAUAUUCGCUGGUCUUCCUUCUAUGAGCGAGACCGACCGCAAGAAAUACUUCCUGCUCGCCGCCCGUGUACUACUGAUCUUCCUGUUCCUUGGAUUUAUCAUCCGGGGACAGUGGAGCUUCGGUCGCGCUAUCGUAUCGGUCGUUGGACUGGGAGCGUGCGGCAUGGUCGCAGUUGGCUUCAAGGCCAAGUGGUCGGCUGCUUUCCUCGUGAUUAUCCUGUCCGUCUUCAAUGUGUUCAUCAACUCCUGGUGGAGCGUCCACUCCGCUCAUCCCCAGAGGGACUUCCUGAAGUACGACUUCUUCCAAACACUAUCGAUCGUCGGUGGUUUGAUCCUUCUAGUCAACAUGGGUCCUGGCGGCUUGUCCGUCGACGAGAAGAAAAAGACGUACUAAGUCAGGCGUGUGCGAUACGCCAGAGUACGGACAAAGCACUGUUAGGAAGGAGCGUCCUUUCGCUGGGCGUAGGUCGAGGCCAGCGGGCGGGUGGUAAUACUGGAUUGGAGGGGUCUCACUGUACAUGCAACGUCCCGAAAACUUCAUUUGACAGCCCUUUACUUUUUACUAUUAACUUAUGCGAUGACGACAUGGCAGCCCUCUGAUUCAGAGGGACAAUGGCUGUA